AUGCCGCCCUCCUCGGAGCAGCCCUCCCUUAAUGACCUCGCCAAGGUCCCCCUCACCACCGCCCAGGCGCUCAUCGCCCAGCUUCUCGAUAUGCAUCCCGAAGACGCGCCCUACAUAUCCGCCAUCAUAACCUCCCAGACUGUCCCUCCCCCACCCUCCCCUCCGCUCCCUAUCGAGCUCGAAUACUUCCGACCCAUGAUCCGCACCGUCUCAGACACCAUCGACCGUCCCUCUUCCUCAGCCAAGGAGAUUGCGAACCGCAUCUUUGGCGCAAUCCACGUGAUCGAGAAGACGUGCACCCGCGCCGCAGUAGGCGAUACGCUCUUACAUACGGGGGCGUUCCUUGCGCUGUGCGAUAUAGCGGCGUUAUUGGGUGAUCCGAAGGCGAGGAAGGAGGAGCUGGGGACGUACAUGGGGGAUAUGAUCGUGGAGGCGGUCGUAGAGGGGAUGGGGACGGUGAUGGGGGGUAUGAAAGGAAGAGGGGAGGCUACAGGGAGGGCGAUGCGGGGCUUGGAGAAGGUGAUUGGGGUGUAUAAGAGGGCAGGGUAUGAUGCGGGGGCGAUGGAGAGGAAGAAGCCGCAAUGGAGAUAG
This is a messenger RNA of Dioszegia hungarica, 591 nucleotides long. RefSeq lists its product as uncharacterized. NCBI's taxonomy places the organism in Eukaryota, Fungi, Basidiomycota, Tremellomycetes, Tremellales, Bulleribasidiaceae. The record is from RefSeq and is a predicted model, not a curated record. The coding region runs from base 1 to 591 and encodes 196 amino acids. The transcript has a single exon.